CCGCCCCUCUCCCACCCGGCCGGCGGAAGUGCUGUGUCGGGCACUUCCGCUUGUUGUCUGGCUGGUCGUGCGGUGACUGCGUGGAGGCUCUCGGGGCGUCGGCGCCGCCAUGGCCGGCAUCAAAGCUCUAAUCAGUUUGUCCUUUGGGGGAGCAAUUGGGCUCAUGUUUUUGAUGCUCGGAUGUGCCCUUCCAUUAUACAACCAAUACUGGCCUCUGUUUGUUCUGUUUUUUUAUAUCCUUUCUCCUAUCCCAUAUUGCAUUGCAAGAAGAUUAGUGGAUGACACAGACGCUAUGAGCAAUGCUUGUAAGGAACUAGCCAUCUUUCUCACAACUGGCAUUGUUGUCUCUGCUUUUGGACUUCCUAUAGUAUUUGCCAGGGCACAUCUGAUCGAGUGGGGGGCUUGUGCCCUGGUUCUCACAGGCAACACAGUCAUCUUUGCAACCAUCCUUGGGUUUUUCUUGGUCUUUGGCAGCAACGAUGACUUCAGCUGGCAGCAGUGGUAAGAAGGAACUCAGUUACCGGACUCUCCUAAUGCGGACCUCUUGUCAUUUGAUGACCAUCCGUGCCACCCAGAAGCUGGCCGAGAAGAGGAGAUGGUCAAGCAGGCCCCGGGCGGCUGGUCUUCUGGGGACAGACUCUUCUCCCUGCUGCUGGGUGGACUUGCUAAGGGGCUCACAGACUUUUGUUUUUUUCAAAGCUAGGGUGGAUUCCUUGCUUCUCUGCUUUUCCCAGGGGCUUUGCUGAGGUGGGGCAUCCAUCUUAAGGUGUGGUCCCUAUUCAGCAUAGCUCCCUAGGUUAUGCCCUGCCCCCUUUUUAAUGGAAUAAGUACCAUUUGAGUACACCAAGGUAAAAUCUGUCCUCCAAUAGGCCUCCAGAAAUCAUCUCUGAUUCCCAGCCUGGCUCCCGCAUUCUAUAAGUGAUGCACUUGUUCAGACAGGAUGACAGUUCCCAUUGCCAAGCAGCUGUGUUGAUGGUGACAUAUGUGGAAGAAAACAUGGCAGAUGCCAAAGAAUCUGCAGCUGGCCAUACCUCAAGGGGACUGGUGAGCUUUAGGGCCCAUGAAACAUCAUUUGUGGAGUCACUGGGAAGGAGUGUUUGUCGCUCUGUUCAUACUUUCCUUGUUGAACUUCUCUGCUGGACUGCAAGAUGCGAGAAAAGAGAUCUUUUCUGCCUGGUUUUUGUGGGUGUUUCUUGUGCUUACAAAUGGAUUGAGCUACAUUGUGGGGAGCAACUGAUGUUGCGAUUCCAUUUUUAAAGGCCUGUUUCUAUUUAUAUGUAAGAUUUUUGAUCUUGUCAACAGCCUUUCAUGUUUAACUCUAGGUAAGGUGGACAUUUCUGGCACUACUGAUGAGGAGAAGCUUUGUGUUUGCAGCAUCUAGAAAAGAAAGCCUUCUCUCCCCCAUGUCCCUUUUACAAUUUAUUUUAUACAUAGUGUAUCUUAACUAAAAUAACUUUUCAGAUGUAGUUAAAUAAUACUGAAUGACCAGCAUUGCUGUCCUGUGCAGUCAAAGCAUUACAUUUUUUUUCUCCUUGCAAGUCUUGAAAUGAUUUCCCAAGUGAUUUGUUCAUCUCACAGCUCUCGUGUUAAUAAUCUUCGCGUUUAGUCAAUGACCACUGUAGUUAGUGUUCUGUAACCUUAGGUCACAUGUAACUUAAUCUUUAAGACAAGUCUCCUGCAUCCCUCUCAGUGGUCUGAUGGCCAUCCUGCCCGACCUGCCCUUUCCUUAGGCAUUCGUUUUGAUAUGGAUUCAAUUCAUGUAACGUCAUUGGCGGCCUCUGCUGCCACUUGAGACACCAACCUGACCCACAGAAUGCUCAGCUGCAUAUCUCGCCCUUAACUGAGCACGAUCCAAUUGUGUGUGUGUGUGUGUGUGUGUGUGUGUGUGUGUGUGUGUCUCAUUUAUACCUUUGGGUGUACCUGAUGCCUUGGUACUAGGCACAUCAUAGUCACUGUUAAAUCAAACUCGAAAACUUCCAGUUCGUCUGACUAUUCUGUUAGGCCUUUGUUUGUUUUGUUUACUCAGUGUACUGAUGUAUAUACAUAAAAAUGGGUUCAUUCUUAGACAAUGGUGAAUGAUCAUGAUAGUUACUAUUUGCUUUUUUAUCAAUUUUACUCCUAAACGAAGUGGGAACAGAUGUUGGACACGUCCAACUUAUUCUUAUAGAUGUGUAAAAUCACCCUACAUUGUUUUUCUGGCGAGGAUCGUAGGGACAGCUGAUGGGAGGUAGACUAUGUACCUAGCAAGUUUUCAUGUGGCUUCCUGCACCUUCCAUAUCGUGUCCCCCUCCCCUUCAGUGGGGCUGAAAAUGACCUGCAAUGUUAAAAUGCCUCUGACCCAUACUAGUCCCAGUAUGCUGAGUAAAUAUGCAUUAGACAACUGUGGAUGUUAUUGAAACCUUGCCUUGCCUGUGACACCCUCCCCCCUCCCCCUCCAGUCUGUUAGGUCGUGGCCCUUGCCCAUUUUCUGUUGUUCUUCCUCUUAGGUGAGGUCAGGGCAGCUUCUUAUUCCCCCCUGUUUAUUUCCUUGUCCAAACAUUCUUUUUUCUACCUGCUGCACACACUUGUCAUAUUCUAAUUGCGGCAGCAGUGGCAUCAUUGUGUCUCAGAGCUUGCCCACUAGUCUUGACAGAGUGCCGCUGCUGCACUCUAGUUUCUGGCUAAGAUACUUAACAUGUGGCUUUUCCAUAGAAUAUGCAUUGAUAAAGCAUUGCUGUCCAAGAGAGGGAAAACAUUUGAUGACAAAACAAUAAAGAUUUUAAGUUCUUGUUUUUGCUUGA
Messenger RNA from Dromiciops gliroides (monito del monte), 2780 nucleotides. It is a transcript of the gene LEPROTL1, whose product is annotated as leptin receptor overlapping transcript like 1. The coding region runs from base 110 to 505 and encodes 131 amino acids. The transcript has 4 exons. Gene Ontology annotation, biological process: negative regulation of growth hormone receptor signaling pathway; late endosome to vacuole transport via multivesicular body sorting pathway. The record is from RefSeq and is a predicted model, not a curated record. Gene Ontology annotation, cellular component: endosome. Lineage: Eukaryota; Metazoa; Chordata; Mammalia; Microbiotheria; Microbiotheriidae.